AGAUGAGAAAGAAAUUGAUUCAAUACCUCACUGACAAAUGGAAUGUUCUGGAUUGGUUGUGCAUAGUUUUAUAUCUGUGUGGUAUGAUUGUCAAACUUGGGGAAACCGAUGAUUAUUUGAACGCUUCUAAGGUUUUAUUGGUUGCCACGUACAUCUUGUUUUGCGUAAGGAUACUUCACAUGUUUUGUGUUUCGGAAUUGCUUGGUCCUAAACUUGUUAUGAUCCAGAAAAUGUUUCUAGACACAUCUGCCUUUAUGACAAUCAUGUUUGUGAUUUUGAUGUGCUUCGACGUAUCAUACUAUUCUAUACUCUAUGCCGAGAAAUCUGAUUUCACUUUUGAUGAAUUGGAAAGAAUUGCAAGAAACGGAUAUUGGAUGCUCUUCGGGGAACUUAAUUUGGAUCGCGAUAAAUUGAGAGAACCCGAAUGCACAUUUAAUCACAGCAUAUACACCAGUGGAAAUAUGGAACGUUGUCCAUCUGCACUUGGAAUAUUUUUGGCCCCCUACCUGAAAGCUGUUUAUGUGUUGAUUACUGUCAUUCUGCUUCUAAAUUUGUUGAUUGCCAUGUACAGUAAUACCUUUUCUAAGGUUCAUACAAAAUCUACAUUGUAUUGGUCACAACUUCAAACAAAUUUUUUGGAUGAGUUUGGCGUGAAAUCCAUAUUCCCUGUCCAUAUGUGCUUGCUAUCCCUUGUGGUCUGUUCAGUCUAUGCAUUAGCAUGGAUUAAAAAAUUAUUGGUCCAUAAUGGCAUGCUCAAAUGCUUUAAAUCACCAUGUGUUGGAACUGGACAAAAAUCUGGGAAUAAGAAAGAAGAGCACCCUCUAUUUGUUCAAGUUUUCCUAUACAACAGCAGGUACGACUUAAAAAUGUCAGGAACAAUAGAAAAUGAAAACCGAGCAGCACUAAUGACAAAAGGAGAAAUGGAAAUCUUGUAUACAGAGGACUUCAAAAAGUCAAUCCUUGAUCUAGAGAUGUCAUCGUAUGACAGUGACGAAAAUCUACGGUAUAAAAAAUUCUCAAAAAGAACUGGAAGAGAUGACACGGAUGAUUAAAUGUACAGAUACAUUCCCAAUAGAAAAUGUCUUGAAAGCUUAUGUCAAAUUUUUUUUUUUUUUUUUUUUUUGCUCACCUGAGCUAAAUGAAGAAAAUACGAAAAAUAGUUUGAGGUCAUUAAAAAGCCUUCUUCUCAAGAACCAAGGGCCAGAAAAGCUGAUCGGAAAAAUCUUUUAAAAUGCUCUUCUCAACAACUACGUGGCCAGAAAAGGUGACACUUAUGUGGAAGCAUCAUGGGGUAGUGUAGGAUAGGGGCACAAUAGGUAUAGAAAGAGGGGAAUUCUGGUAAAGAACUUCAUCAUCAAAGCUACUCAGGUGAACAAUUAAUGUGGCCCAUGCCUCAUAUGUUCUUUAUAAAAUGCUAGCUUAAUUUUUUGGGGGGUCUUGUUUACCUACAAAUUAAGCCCUGAAACAUCAUAUUUGACCAAGCUAGUGUUAAAAAGCAUCAUGUCAGGUAUUUAUUACAUAUAUUUGAGAAAACAUUACAUGUUGUCUUUUUUCCUAGAUCUACUAAAACUUGAUCUUCAGUUUGUAAAAUUACACACAUGUAUCUUUCGUUGUUUCUGGUUUAAAAUAAUAUUCAGGUGAAUUUAUAUUC
Molecule: messenger RNA, 1651 nt
Organism: Saccostrea cuccullata (small rock oyster)
Lineage: Eukaryota; Metazoa; Mollusca; Bivalvia; Ostreida; Ostreidae
Product: transient receptor potential cation channel subfamily M member-like 2
Exons: 7
Coding region: 3-1052 (349 amino acids)
Biological process (GO): calcium ion transmembrane transport
Cellular component (GO): plasma membrane
Molecular function (GO): ligand-gated calcium channel activity
Source: RefSeq, a predicted model, not a curated record